Molecule: messenger RNA, 5419 nt
Organism: Seriola aureovittata
Lineage: Eukaryota; Metazoa; Chordata; Actinopteri; Carangiformes; Carangidae
Gene: abcc8
Product: ATP-binding cassette, sub-family C (CFTR/MRP), member 8
Exons: 40
Coding region: 414-5267 (1617 amino acids)
Biological process (GO): transmembrane transport; potassium ion transport
Cellular component (GO): membrane
Molecular function (GO): ATP binding; ATP hydrolysis activity; ABC-type transporter activity
Source: RefSeq, a predicted model, not a curated record
UGGCAUACGUGACUCCUGUAAGCUGCGGUGUGUUCGGCUGAGCACCCCUUGCACUGUAACCCGCCGGUCACACGGUUAAUGUCAGAGACCAAAGGUGGCCUCCAGGUGGAAGAUCCAACCCGAUUCUUUCUCUUCCUCCUCCUCCUCCUCCUCCUCCUCCUCCUCCUCCUCUUUCCACCUCGGUACACCCGGGUUCAGCACCGUGGACAGCGCCCUGCCUCCACCCGUAAACCACCGCCUUCGGUCGGAUGGUCGAACACGAGUGGGACGGGAAGAAGUCGGCUGCACUCUCAGCACAUGAGAGAAGCAGUUUGGGAGUUUUCCUCCUUUUCUUUCUUUCUUUCUUUCUUUUUUAACAUCCAAGCGACGGAUGUGACAAUAUUGAAGAGUCAAGGAAACGAAGCUGAAACACAAUGAUCUCACGAUAUAAACCGAGUCCCGGUUCCACCAUGUCCUUGGCGUUCUGUGGGAACGAGAAUAACUCGGUGGCCUACAAUGUGGACGGAGGGGUUCUGAACAACGGCUGUUUCCUAGACGCGCUCAAUGUGGUGCCACAUGUCUUUCUCCUUUUCAUCACCUUUCCAAUCCUCUUCAUCGGUUGGGGCAGCCAGAGUUCAAAGGUCCACAUCCACCACAGCACCUGGCUUCACUUUCCUGGUCACAACCUGCGCUGGCUUCUCACCUUUGUCCUGCUCUUCAUCCUCGUCUGCGAGAUUGCGGAGGGCAUCGUAUCUGAUGGAUUCAGCCAAUCUCUCCAUCUUCACCUGUACAUGCCUGCAGGUCUGGCCUUCAUGGCUGGCAUCACUUCUAUUAUCUACUAUCAUAACAUUGAGACCUCCAACUUCCCUAAACUUCUAUUAGCCCUGCUGAUCUACUGGGUGCUGGCCUUUACCAUGAAGACCAUCAAGUUCGCCAAAUACACAGAGCAUGGCAUCGGCCCCAGGCAGCUACGCUACUGCAUCACUGGUCUGCUGGUGCUGCUAUAUGGACUACUACUUGCUGUGGAGAUCAAUGUCAUCCUGGGCAGGCGCUACAUGUGUUUCGCCAACCCCACAGAGGUGAAGCCCCCUGAGGACCUUCAGGACCUCGGGGUUCGUUUCCUGCAGCCUUUCGUUAACCUGUUGUCCAAAGCCACCUACUGGUGGAUGAACACUUUCAUUACCUCCGCCCACAGACGACCCAUCGACCUCAAGGUCAUCGGCAAACUGCCCAUUGCGAUGAGAGCCCUCACAAACUAUAUAAAGUUACGCACAGCCUUCGAAGACCAGAAGAGGCCUCAGGGCACAGCGCCCCAGGGUCCAAAGUGGAUCUGGCAGGCCUUGAGGAAAGCAUUUGGCAGACCUCUCAUCCUCAGCAUCACAUUCCGCUUCCUGGCCGACCUGCUGGGCUUCGCCGGUCCUCUCUGCAUCUCUGGCAUCGUCCACCACAUCAGCAAGGACAACCGCACCAUUCAGCAGCCGAUGAGGUUGCUCGGUAUCUAUUUCAUUUCCUCCAAGGAGUUUCUGGAGAAUGCCUAUGUGCUGGCUGUGCUGCUCUUCUUUGCCCUUCUCCUGCAGAGGACCUUCCUCCAGGCCUCCUACUAUGUGGCCAUUGAAACAGGCAUCAACCUGCGUGGGGCCAUACAGACAAAAAUCUACAACAAGAUCAUGCGUCUAUGUACCUCCAAUAUGUCAAUGGGCGAGCUGACUGUCGCUCAGAUCUGCAACCUGGUUGCCAUAGAUACCAACCAGCUCAUGUGGUUCUUCUUCCUCUGUCCUAACCUGUGGGCCAUGCCAGUACAGAUUAUUGUGGGAGUGAUCCUGCUCUACUACCUCUUGGGAAUCAGUGCCUUGAUUGGAGCGACCGUCAUCGCUGUGUUGGCUCCUGUACAAUACUUUGUGGCAACAAAGCUGUCUCACACACAAAAGAGCACUCUGGACUACUCCAGUGAGCGUCUGAAGAAGACCAAUGAGCUUCUGCGGGGCAUCAAGCUGCUGAAGCUAUACGCCUGGGAGCACAUUUUCUGUGACAGUGUGGAGGAGACCAGGGGCAAGGAGCUCACCAGCCUGCAGGCCUUCGCUCUUUACACAUCCAUAUCCAUUUUCAUGAAUGCAGCUAUUCCCAUCGCAGCUGUAUUGACGACGUUUGUGGUUCAUGUUCACAUCUCAGAGGACGCUGAUCUGUCCCCAGCUGUGGCCUUUGCCUCUUUGUCCCUCUUUCACAUCCUGGUCACCCCCCUCUUCCUGCUCUCCAGCGUGGUGCGCUCCACCGUCAAGGCCCUUGUUAGCGUUCAGAAACUCAGCGAGUUUUUCUCAAGCGAUGAGAUUGGAGACGAACAGGAGCCCAGAGCGAUGUUAACCUCUGACUCCAGUAAUCACAACCAAAAUAGAUAUCAGGCUGUGCCCUUGAAGGUGGUGAACCGGAAGCGCCCCCCGAGGGACGACUGGAACAACUACAGCUCACAGGGGGACCAUGAGGGCAACCGACCCUCCCAAGACGUGGACCAAGACAUUUGUAUCAAGAUAAUCAACGGUUAUUUCACCUGGACCGAUGGACCACCAACACUUUGCAAUGUGGACAUCAAGAUUCCCUUUGGUAAGCUCACUAUGAUUGUGGGCCAGGUGGGUUGUGGGAAAUCGUCUCUGUUGCUAGCAGCGCUGGGAGAGAUGCAGAGAGUAUCAGGAACAGUCUUCUGGAACAGCCUGCCAAACCUGGAGUCUGAGGGAGAUGAAAGUCCCACAGACAGAGAUGCAGCAGGUGACGGCGACAUCAGGAAGAGGAGUGCUGUGGCCUAUGCUUCCCAGAAGCCCUGGCUGUUGAACGCCACCUUGGUGGAGAAUAUCACCUUUGAGAUGCCCAUGAUAAAACCAAGAUACAAAGCUGUGAUCGAGGCCUGCUCUCUCCAGCCUGACAUCGACAUCCUUCCACAGGGGGACCAGACAGAGAUCGGAGAGCGGGGCAUCAUCCUGUCUGGUGGGCAGAAACAACGGAUCAGUGUGGCCAGAGCCUUGUACCAGCAGACCAAUGUGGUCUUUCUGGAUGAUCCAUUCUCUGCCUUGGACAUCCACCUGAGUGACCAUCUGAUGCAGGACGGCAUCCUGAAGCUCCUGAGGGAGGAGAAGAGGACGGUGGUGUUGGUUACACACAAAUUACAAUAUCUACCACACGCAGACUGGAUUAUUGCCAUGAAAGAUGGCACUAUCCAGACUGAAGGGACUCUGAAGGACAUCCAGAACGCUGAGCCUGAACUCUUCGAGCAGUGGAAAACCCUGAUGCACAGACAGGACCAGGAGUUUGAGAAGGAGACGGUGGCAGCCAGUAUGACAGACCUGGAGAGGAAAAACCUGCGGAGGGCCAUGUACUCCAGAGAGGCCGUGAGGACUGAGGAGGACGAGGAAGAUGGCACCCCGGGUUGGACUUGUGGGAUGGCUCCAGCCUUCAUACUCGAUCGAGCAGAGGAAUCUGUGGAGAGCGACGACGACGACAGCCUGUCGCAGGUGAUGCGUCAGCGAGCCACCAUCCCCUGGCGCUCCUGUGGCACCUACCUGUCCUCCGCCGGGCUCCUGCUGCUCACUCUGCUCCUCCUGUCACAGCUACUCAAACACUCCCUCAUGGUCGCCAUCGACUACUGGCUGGCACACUGGACGUCGCACGUCAUCACGGCCAAGAUAGAGGCCAUGGCUCACAAUUGCACUGCUGCUCAGAACUGUGGCUUCAGUCACUCGUGGUAUCUGUCGGUGUUCAGUGUCCUGUGCUGCCUGGGCAUCGUCCUGUGUCUGGCCACCUCUGUAGCAGUGGAGUGGACCGGCCUCAAAGUGGCCAAGGAGCUCCACCACAACCUGCUCAACAAGAUCAUACUGGCCCCCAUGAGGCUGUUUGAGACGACUCCGCUCGGCAGCAUCCUCAACAGGUUCUCCACCGACACAAACACAAUCGACCAGCACAUCCCGACCACCCUGGAAUGCCUCUCCCGCUCCACCCUGCUGUGUGUGUCCGCCCUGGGAGUCAUCUCCUACGUGACCCCAGUAUUCCUCAUCGCCCUCCUGCCACUGGCCGUCGCCUGCUACUUCAUCCAGAAAUACUUCCGUGUGGCCUCCAGGGACCUGCAGCAGUUGGAGGACAGCACCCAGCUCCCUUUACUGUCCCACUUCUCAGAGACAGUGGAAGGUCUCACCACUAUCAGGGCCCUCAGGUAUGAGCCCAGGUUCAGACAGAGGUUACUACAGUUCACUGAUGCCAACAAUAUCGCAUCUCUCUUCCUCACGGCGGCCAAUCGGUGGCUGGAGGUCCGCAUGGAGUACAUUGGAGCCUGUGUGGUGCUGGUGGCAGCUGUAGCCUCCAUCACCAACUCCCUCUACAACCAGCUGUCCACUGGUCUGGUGGGGCUGGGACUGACGUACGCACUCAUGGUGUCCAACUACAUGAACUGGAUGGUGCGUAACCUGGCAGACAUGGAAGUACAGCUUGGCUCAGUCAAGAGGAUUAACGGCCUGCUGAAAACUGAACCGGAGAAUUAUGAGGGUCUGCUCACCGUGUCUCAGGUCCCUGACGGCUGGCCCCGACAGGGAGAGAUCAAGAUCCAGAACUUGAGCGUCCGCUACGACGCCACGCUGAAACCCGUGCUGAAAAAUGUCAAUGCGCACAUCAACCCGGGACAGAAGGUGGGGAUCUGUGGCAGGACAGGCAGCGGCAAAUCCUCUUUCUCUUUGGCGUUCUUCCGCAUGGUGGACAUGUUUGAAGGGAGGAUCGUGAUUGAUGACAUAGACAUCGCAAAGCUGCCUCUGCAGACCCUCAGGUCUCGCUUGUCCAUCAUCCUCCAAGACCCUAUCCUGUUCAGCGGCACCAUCCGGUUCAACCUGGACCCAGAGAUGAAGGCUACAGAUGAGAUGCUGUGGGAAGCUCUGGAGAUCGCUCAGCUGAAGCCUGUUGUUAAAUCACUUCCAGGAGGCCUGGAUGCCAUAGUGACGGAGGGAGGGGAAAACUUCAGUCAGGGUCAGAGGCAGCUGUUCUGUUUGGCCAGAGCCUUCGUCAGGAAGAGCAGCAUCCUCAUCAUGGACGAGGCCACGGCGUCCAUUGACAUGGCAACGGAGAGCAUCCUGCAGAAAGUGGUGAUGACUGCUUUUGCUGACCGCACAGUAGUUACUAUAGCGCACCGCGUCCACACCAUCCUGAAUGCCGACCUGGUGAUUGUGAUGAAGCGGGGCAUCAUCCUGGAGUACGACAGACCCCAGGCCCUGCUGGACACGGAGGACAGCGUCUUUGCCUCCUUCGUGCGAGCAGACAAGUAGCACGAGGAGAGAAGAGAAGGAGCAUUAAAGGAAGACAUUCGAAGUGCAAUUGUCCCAUGGAAUAUAUUCCUUUUAUUUUUUAAUCAUGUUGUAUUAUAUUUGUACAUAAAAAAUGUUAAUUCUUUGUUAAUAAAACAUAAAUUAUAAAUAAA